AGUCACGUGUGCCGCCGUUCAUCGUGCACAGACAUGAGGGAGAGCCGCUAAAGUCCGUGUCGGCGGUGCCUUAGCAAGUCUGUGCGUGUGUUAUUGUUUCAUCAGGUGGUGAAAACCCGGACUCCAGCUUCUGAUUGGGGUUGCAGACGCGUCUUGUGCCCGGAGCUGAGUCGGAAUUCGGCGAAAGAAGGAAGGCAAGGAGAGAUGUCCUACUAUUCAUCCUCCCGUGGUUCAUCUCGGGCCACUGACUGUAAAGUGUAUGUUGGCGAUUUGGGAAAUGGUGCUGCCAAGGGGGAACUUGAGCGAGCGUUCAGUUAUUAUGGCCCACUGAGAAGUGUGUGGGUGGCCAGGAACCCACCUGGAUUUGCUUUUGUGGAGUUUGAGGAUCCCAGAGAUGCAGAAGAUGCUGUCAAAGGCAUGGAUGGAAAGCUCCUUUGUGGUUCCCGUGUUCGGGUGGAGAUGUCUACAGGCAUGUCCAGGAAGGGACGUGGACGGCCGAGUCGUCGCCAGUUUGACCCCAACGAUAGAUGCUACCAGUGCGGGGACAGAGGCCACUACGCUUAUGACUGCUACCGGUACAGUAAAAGAGGCCGCCGCAGCAGGUCUCGCACCCAUUCACGAUCUCGCUCCAGGUCCAGGUCCCGUGGACGUCGGUACCGAUCUCACUCUCGUUCCCGCUCCCGCAGCCGCAGCCGAAGCUACAGCAACAGCAGGAGCCGCCGCCGAUCCCCUUCCUACUCCAGGCGUAGGAGCAGGUCUGGUUCCCCAGUUCGUUCCAAGUCCAGGACUCCAGUGAGAAGUCGCUCCAGAUCCCGGUCUCGAUCUGGCACUGCACCCAGGAGACGCUCUGUCUCUCGGUCCAGAUCUCGUUCUCGCUCUGCGGCAGCCAACCACAAGAAGAGCAGCGUGUGGUGGGAGCUGAGCACUGCACUGACACCGCAGCUGAUCCCAGGCCCAGGGUCUGCCAGCUGGCGGUGUGUACGUCCUGCGGGAGGGUGACUAAGCGCUGACCUGAGAUCAGCCUUCGCCUGCAGCUGGUGUUAGACAGCGAGAAAGAGGUCGACCUACCGACCGAACCCUCCCCACAGUGAAUGGGUGACUGUCUGUUCAACCGACGCACACGCUCAGACGAGAUCAGCUGACACACACAUACAGUUGUUCUACUAGAGUCGCCCAGCCAGCCAGCCAGCCUUCAGAUGUACCAGAGGGCUGACCGCACAAAUCAGAGUUCGACCUUUUUAAACCAUUACCUACCUACCAGACCCCCUACCUACCUACCAGAGUUCUUCGCCUCCGUCUUAGCUUCUGAAAGUGAGAGAGCUCACGUGAGAUCAGUCUUCAAGAGCCUCCCGGCGCAGUGUCUCUCCAAGUUGUAGUCAUCCGUCCUUCAGUCCUUUCAUCCUUCGCUUCUCUGUACUUGUUGUUUCUACCACUGUCACCAAAGGUAACCAAAAAUCAACCCCCCUGACAACCUCAUGUUGAUGGUAAAAGAACAUUUACAGGGUUGCUAAAGUUGAGCCUUAAACAAGCUCAUAGUGCAGAUGUGUGAUUGAAUGUGAGCGUGCGUGGACAGUUGAGUGUGACAGAGAUAAACUAGGUUAUGUUCAUGUUUUUCUUCUUUUUUAUGUUUGUAGUUUAACGGGUUAAGUGGUAAAUGUUUAAAAUUGAACAAUGACUUAAGAUAAUAUAAACGAUGCGCAGUAUAUGUCUUUAGUUUCUCUUUUUUUUUUUAAGGGGAGGGGAUAGAAAAAUCAUUUUGGAAAUCACAAAUUCUUAGCUGUUGGUACGAGCCAGCAAUUUAUGAAGACAAUUAACUUAUUCCAGUCAAAUUGUACACUAUUGAAGUGUGUGAGUGGGAGAGAGAAUGAAAGAAAAAGAGAGAGAGAGAGAGAAAAAUAAUGCAUAUAUUUAUAUUUGUUACUUCUCAUGGACUUUUUAUAAUUCCCCUGUGGCACGCUAAUCCUUCUCUAUUUCUGUUUCAGUCGCUCCCGUUCAGCAAGCCCAAACCGAAGCGCUACACCAGCAGAUGACUGAGUGAAGAAGACUUAGUUGCCCCUUUACCACUUUCCUUAACAGCCAGACCCUCAACCCCUGCAUCCCAUCUGCUUUUACAGCCCUAAAGAUGAAUUUUUUAAUUUUAAUUUUUUUUAAUUUCUUUUGGUAUUUGUUUAUUCAGUCCCAGAAGUUCAGAUUUAAUUUCACCACCAGGACUGUCACCUCCGUACAGCACCAAAUCCCCCAAGUCUGUGUAACAGAAAGAAAUACAGUUGUUUGAGCCGUAGCUGCAAGUCAUUUUUCAUCUCAGACUCCAUGUAACAAAAGUAGGAAGCAACAACUACAGUAUAUUACAUUUGACUUUUAGCAGUAAUCUUUGAAGUUCUUACAGUAAAUUGAGUUUAAAAAAAAUGGCUGAUGCAUAUUUUUAGAAUGGGGAUGUUGAAUAAAAACCUUUAUUCUCCACCAUCAAAUGUCAGAACUGUAUCUUUCCCCAGUAAGUAUUGGCAAGCAGUAUAUUUGUGUUGCACUCAAAGUGGAUGUUUAGUUGCUUUUCAUAUUGGCAGAGGGACAGAGUUACUCGCCUGCAUGUUUAGAGAAGUCACAUUCCUGUUUGUUUUCGGUUGUUUUGGUUAUUUUUUUCCCCCUAAGCUGUUUUUACAAAAAUUAGAUUUCCCAUCUGUUGAUCAAUGGUUUGUUUAAUUUUUUGAAUGCAUUCAGUACUCAAGUUUGAUUUCUGCAGGGGUUGUUGUAAUUUUUUUUGUUUGUUUUCAUGGCUUAUAUGGUAAAACUGUGAGUUUUUAGUUUUGAAUAAAUAUCAUCAGCUUAU
Messenger RNA from Cololabis saira (Pacific saury), 2824 nucleotides. It is a transcript of the gene srsf7a, whose product is annotated as serine and arginine rich splicing factor 7a. The transcript is spliced from 8 exons. Gene Ontology annotation, cellular component: nuclear speck. The coding region runs from base 205 to 999 and encodes 264 amino acids. Gene Ontology annotation, molecular function: zinc ion binding; RNA binding. The record is from RefSeq and is a predicted model, not a curated record. Gene Ontology annotation, biological process: mRNA splicing, via spliceosome. NCBI's taxonomy places the organism in Eukaryota, Metazoa, Chordata, Actinopteri, Beloniformes, Belonidae.